CUUACUGCUAACGCUCCAACCAGGAUCUGGUUGACAGAUCUAUCACGUCGACUUCCAAGCAACGUAUCCCUAGAUGGCCUUGAUAUAUCUUUCAGCGCUCUCCCCCCAAAAGAAUGCCUUCCUUCAAAUAUGACUCUACACUCAUACGACAUACUAUCCGAGACGCCUGAUCACCUCCGUGGUGUCUAUGAUAUUGUUCACGUUCGCAACUUUUCCUUUGUAAUAAGGGACUCGGAGGCUGAGAGGGUCAUCGGGAACGUUUUACAACUAUUGAAGCCUGGUGGCUAUCUCCAAUGGGCCGAAAUAGAUGCCCUUUCAUAUCGCAUCGAAAAGACCAGCCCGGGCUGCAAAGACGACGCCCUUAAGGAACUCAUGCGCUUAGGCAGGGGGGCGGAUGAUCGUACCAUUCCUCAUUGGGUUCCCGAGAUCCCUUAUUUCUUUCAGCAGGCAAAGCUGGAAGAGGUGGAAAGCGACCUCAAAGAUGCCCCACCGUAUAUGGCUGUAGCAAAGCAUGAAUGCAACCUGAUUGUUCCUGAAAUGCUCGCCCGCACAACGCAGAAUUCGGCUCUAAGUGAGAAAUUCUCGCAGCUUAUACCUGAGGCUGUGAAGGAAACACAGGGCGGGGCAUACUGGGCCUUUACUCGGCUUACGGUGGUUGGCAGGAAAGCUAGUGGUUAG
Molecule: messenger RNA, 678 nt
Organism: Aspergillus eucalypticola CBS 122712
Lineage: Eukaryota; Fungi; Ascomycota; Eurotiomycetes; Eurotiales; Aspergillaceae
Exons: 2
Source: RefSeq, a predicted model, not a curated record